UGGGAUGUUGUAUAUUUCUCGUGCUUUUUGUUGUUUUGACAUCUUUCUUGUCAGACUGCAGGAUGAAGAUGUUGAAUCUGAACUGUAGGCUGAUUAACUUUCUCCAUCACCUGAAGAGUCGGUGUGGUCUGGCGUCUGAAGAUUGUGUUGACCUGAUGGACAGCAGCGGUCGAGUGAUGAACCUGGAUGUGAAGCAGCACAGCGAGAAUCCAGCCAGCUGCUUCCUGACAGAGAGACAACUCUACGUCCUGCUGCGGGUCCACAGAGACGAUGAAACUGGAGGCUGCAGAUACGUUUCUCUCCUGGACCACUCUAACCAGCACCAGCCUGAGCUAACAGAGCUGAUGAAGAAGCUGUCAAAGCUGAACAAGGAGCCAGAACGAAGGAGAGGAAGAGGAGGGAGCAAAAAGAUCUCAGUUAAAAAGAAGCAAUGAAUUAUUCUAAUCUUCUGUGUUCCAACCAAGCCCCCACAAUGGAGCUCUAAAAUUGAGUCAAACCCGGAAGUACCAAAAAUUGCAGUUCCACCCUCAUCCGCUGGGGGCUGGUGUCAGAAGCGAGCAAAUCCUCAUUGACUCCCAUGUUAAAAAUACCAAUUUCACAGCAGAAAUAAACAUGUUUACAGCCUGGUACCAAAACAUGUUUUUGGUUUAAAUGAUCUAGUUUACACUCAUGACAACUCUGAGGGGGGUGGACUUUUUUCUCACUCUUCUGUUUAAGUGUAUUAAAAGCCUAAAAUUCUGUAUAAUUAAUGAACAUCAGACCCACGUGACCGCAGAGCUAGCUCCGUGGAAAGGCCUCAGUAGAGCCUCGGUCUGGCCUGGAAACUGUUCCGGGAUUUUGAGUCUCUGUGUUUGUGUAUUCUUUUUUGGAUAAUUUUUGUGCAAUUGUUGGACAAAAUGACUUGCUGUGGCAUUAAUUGCACUAAUAGAGCGUCCAAGGAGUCUCCACUUCAUUUUUUUCGGUGAGUAAAAUUAUAUUUAUGUAUUUUAGGUCACUGCCGAGCUGAGCUUAGAUUUUAACAUGUACUGUUUGAAAUUUAAAUGUAAUAGGGUAAAACCCAGUGCAUUUAACAUAAUGCUGCACUUUAGAAAAUGGGUUGAAAUAUAUCAUGUUGGUGGAGCUGGGUUCCGACUAUCGGCUUGUGGAGCUCUCGGGAGACCGAUGUUUUCCACCCGUUUCUCCCCUCCCCGCAGCCCGGUGCAUCUCUGUCUGAUUGCGGCUCCUGUUUCCACCCGGUUCUCCCCAGCGGCAGCUCUGCGCAUCUCAGACCGCAGCGGCACUUGUCUGCUGUGCGGCUGCCAGCUUGUGGAGGUCUCGGAGACCUCUGUGUUCCACCCGGUUUUACCCAGCAGUCAGCCCGGCGUACCUCUGACUCAGAAGCUCUGGUGUUGUGCACAGUUAACUCCGGUUGUAGCUAGGUUGCUAACUCCGUUAGCUUAGCUCCCACCUCCGCGUUAGCUUUGGGUUAGCCAGGGUUAGCUUCAGAUUAGCUUGUAGCUAGUUCGACCGGGUGUCGUCAGUCGAUCCCAGCCUUACAGCCCCGCCCUCAGCUCCUCCUCUCUUCCCUUUUAUGGAAUUGUCUGGGCUUGACGGAACCUGUGACACGGUCAAAAUGGCGGUGGUGGCCACCUCCCAUUUGGCCUCAAAAAGUGAUAUUGGAGUCUAUGGAAACCCAUUGUCCAUAUAUUAAUGUUGAUGGUUCCAACUGAAGGAAUCAAUCUUCCACCUGCUCCAUCUAAUCUGAUCUUCUGACUUUAAUGAUCUGUUAGAUUACUGGGCCUCAGGAGGGAGAACGGCUUCUAGAACAUAACAAAACUCACAUAAAACAACUUCAGCAUUUGAGCUUCUAACGUAAGAAUAAACGCAUUCCUUUAUUGCAGAGAAAUGGCUGACGUAAUGAUUUGGGUAGAUCCACCCCAUUGCUACCUUUAGUUUUGUGUUUGCCUUGUAGAGGUUCUGAUGGAGGGAAAACACUCUGUCCUCUGAUUUUCUUCUUUAAUACACUUCAUCCCAUUUGAAGCACAGAUUUGUGUCUGCUGUGGGAUGGUGAAACAUGCGGUGGAGU
This is a messenger RNA of Nothobranchius furzeri (turquoise killifish), 2065 nucleotides long. Lineage: Eukaryota; Metazoa; Chordata; Actinopteri; Cyprinodontiformes; Nothobranchiidae. The record is from RefSeq and is a predicted model, not a curated record.